Messenger RNA from Camelina sativa (false flax), 520 nucleotides. The record is from RefSeq and is a predicted model, not a curated record. Lineage: Eukaryota; Viridiplantae; Streptophyta; Magnoliopsida; Brassicales; Brassicaceae.
UUGAUGAUGUUCCUCCAAGUCCCAGAUUUCUUGUAAUAAACAUUCUUAAAGAUCCUCAGAUCCGUUUAAUUGAGAGGAAGGAGAAAAGGAAAACAAAAAUGAUGAAGAUGAUGAGAAACAAACCGACAAAUUUUCCGGCGGCGGCGACGGCGACUAACGGCGGCAGAGGUUCCGUUGGCGGCGGCAGGGAGUCAGGCGGUCAUGAAUGGGAAAUGAGACCUGGUGGUAUGUUGGUUCAGAAACGUAACCCGGAUUUGGAUCCUGUUGGACCUCCACCACCGCCUAUGAUCAGAGUUAGAAUCAAGUACGGUGCCGUCUACCAUGAGAUCAGUAUUAGUCCUCAAGCUUCAUUUGGGGAGCUAAAGAAGAUGUUGAGUGGACCAACGGGUAUACAUUAUCAAGAUCAGAAGCUAAUGUAUAAAGAUAAAGAGAGGGAUUCAAAGGCGUUUCUUGAUGUUUCGGGAGUUAAAGAUAAAUCAAAGAUGGUGCUUAUCGAAGACCCUAUUAGCCAAGAGAAACG